Messenger RNA from Rotaria sp. Silwood2, 2080 nucleotides. Lineage: Eukaryota; Metazoa; Rotifera; Eurotatoria; Philodinida; Philodinidae. The record is from the annotation of a GenBank genome assembly.
AUUUUCGUCAGAAAUUUGAAAAUUGAGAUAAAUAUGUAGGAAGAUAGCUCAUCUUCGGAUCUUUCAGAUAUUAUAUGGUUUUUUAUCCAAAACCUCCUUUUUGGCUAAAAAUGUUGAUGAUUUUCCUAAUCAGCUGCUUGAAAAAACAGGCUUUUUUUUAAAAAAACGAAAAAGAUUUUUUCGCUUUUUUCUCUAUCUAUGAUUUUUUGAACUUGUAAUCGUCUUUCUCCGCUAAAAAAGUAAGAAUUCAAAAAACCGACUCUAUGAUCCCCUGCAUUCUGACAUGUUCUUUCUAACACAGAAAGAAAAACGUAUAGCACGAGACUGGACCGAGAAAUAUUGGACGCAAAGUGAACUAUUUUUUUCCCUUGUUUGGUGAAUAUCUCGCUCAAACAUCAUGGCAUAGAGCUGAAAAUUUUAUCGUAGCCUCACCACUACAAUCCUAACAUAUUCGAAAAAUUUCAGCAAAUUCGGGUCUCAAAGGGUUAACCUAAAGCUAUCUUCCGAUGAACAUAUCUGUCGAUUAAUUUUGAUUUCAUUUAAACAACAAAGAACUUGAAUAGUAUUGGAUCUUAAAGUUUUAGGAUUUUUUUUUCAUUGAAAACGAACUAUAUAUUAUCUAAACUAAUUACAGUAGUGGACGAAAAGUAUAUCACCUAGUGUAUCUCGGCUAUUAUAUAUGCUGAAGAUCUGAAAAUUUGUGUGCACAUGUUUCACUAAGAACAUCAGUGUACCUUAAAUGCAACAAGAAUUAUGAUAGAUGGUAAUGAAUCACAUUCAUCUAUCCUAUUAACUUCUUAGUUCUGAAAAAAAAAAAAAAGAACUUUUUCAAGUCGAUCGAUUCUUCAUGAUUUAGUGUUUUCUUUCGGUUAUCUACCGUGUUAAUUUCAUAAAUCCUUUCUAGAAUUGUAGUUAGUUUUCCAUAACCAUUCGAAUGGGUUGGCCGUAGUUAGAAUAUUACUACCUACAAAUUUCAUGUAAAAACCUUCUACUAAAUGAAAAUACCAUUCAGAUAAUCAUCAUGUUGAUAGAAACGUAUGCCGAGACAGCAAUCUUCAAUUAUAUUACCUGAAACUUUAACUAAAAACAAAGAAUAUAGACUGGGCUCUAUUUGCAUGCUAAAAUAUUAAGAAUUAGUCAUUUAUUUGAUAACAUAUAACAAAAAAUUUAGUAGACAACUUUUUUCAGGCUGAAAGCUUGAAGAAAACCAAAGGAGCUCUUCAUUAUAAUUCUCAUUGCAAUUAAUCAAUCGAGAUGACCUCGUGUUUCUGAAUAAAACUCUUAUGUGACUUUCAAAAAUUGAAUAGAUUAUGUCUAUAUUCGAGUUGUAUAUAAUAAUUCUGAAUCCAGAUUGACAAUAAAUUAAACUUUGAAUCCACAGUUUUCAAAAUGACUUUCUGAAUAAUUCAAGAAAAAAAAAGAAUAUCACAAAAAAUUUUUUUUGUUCAAUUAGAUAUCAGAUGAAUCAUUAUCACCUGAUCUAAUUGCAAUGUCGGAAAUGUUAAAAUGUAGUUUACAUGAUGUUGAAGAAUUACCCAAAGAUGUACGAAAAUUACUUGAUACUCAAUUAUAUAAUCUUGAUUUAACACUUAUACCAAAAAUGGUUCGAUCAUAUGAAGAACUUCAAAUGAAACAUGAACCAUUAACAUUAAUAAAACCUCAAUUUGAAGUUCCUAUGCCAGCACUUAAACCAGCUGUUUAUCCGCCAAUAUUUCGUGAUUGUGAACCACCACCACUUGAAUUAUUUGAUCUUGAAGAUUAUUUUGCAUCGGAAACAUCACGUUUAAAUCAAUUAACAAAUAAAUGUUCGGAACAAGAUUUAGAAUUAUUUAUUAAAGAAUUUGGGAAUAUUGCUGGUAUAUCAAGUCGUAUGCCAACUGAUCAACGUGGUGGAAAACAAAUUUUAGAGUUUGUUGUUACACAAUUAUUUGAAUUUAAACGAAUGUAUCAACCAGGAAUGGAAGAUGAUUAUAUGGGUGUUCAUGAUAAUCCACUAGAUUCAGGCAGAUAUACAUUCGGAGGAGGAGGUGCUGCUGCUGCUGCUGCGGCGUUGAAUUACGAUCGUCUUAUUGUCGAUUAA